This is a messenger RNA of Camelina sativa (false flax), 1262 nucleotides long. RefSeq lists its product as uncharacterized. NCBI's taxonomy places the organism in Eukaryota, Viridiplantae, Streptophyta, Magnoliopsida, Brassicales, Brassicaceae. The record is from RefSeq and is a predicted model, not a curated record.
AAAUGGGAAACACUAUAAUGGUGAGGAGAAACAAGGUGAAAGUUAUGAAGAUCAACGGUGAUAUUUUCCAGCUCAAAACUCCGGUAACAGCGAGUGACGCCACGAAGGAGUAUCCCGGACAUGUGCUGCUAGACCCGGAGACCGUGAAACGGUUAGGAGUUCGCGCCAAACCGCUAGAGCCAAAUAAGAUCUUAAGGCCGAAUAAAACGUAUUUUCUGGUGGAACUUUCGUUGGUUGAUAAGAGGAAUAAGCUUCCAUACCGGAGAGUUAUGUCUGGUAAUAUACAUGUUGGCGCCAAGGAGCGUCUGGAGAUGUUAAUGCUUUCUAGGAGAACGGUUUCCGACAUCGGUGUCGGUAGUUUAGAAUGUGGAGAUGGGCCUGGACCUGGGCCGACGAGGGUGACACUAAGGCUACCUAGGUCUCACAUCACGAAGUUAAUGGGAGAAUGCCAAGAUGCUUCCGAGGUCGCGGCCAGGAUUGCAAGAGUUCAUUUGGAGAGCUCCGGUAAGAUACAAGCCGGAGAUAACGAUGGCUUACGUCGGAAAAUUGGAAUAUUUGAGAAAAAGAACCAUUACAAAGCACAUGAGAAGCACGUAAGUUUCGCAGAGAAAGGAGGGAGAGUAGAGAUCGUUGUUUCAUAAUACAUGGCACGAUUCAAGGUUUUCCAUAGUGUAUCUUGGUUAACACACGUGUGAAAAAACUCUCAAAAGUCUAUGAAGAGUGAUAUAUAACUCUAUGAGGCCGACAAAAAAGAAUAUGUUUAACAUGCGUCCACGGUCCACCAAUAAUUAUUUUUAAAAAGAUAUGCAAAGCUAUCUAACCCCAAAUGUAUUCCUUUGUUCCUAAUUGAUCCAUGUUUUGAAAGAAAAGGUUUCAAAAAAUUACUUGUUCUUUAUUCUCAUUUCAUAUUCAUGCUAUUUCUUACUUAAAAAAAAAAAAAACUUAUAUAAUAUUCAAUAAAAACAAAAUUUAAAAUGUCAUUUUAAAACAUUUCUUAAUCUGUGUGAAAAUUCAAAAAAGAAAAAAAUGGAUUAAUAAAGAACAUAGAUCAAGUAUGAUUUGCUAGAGUAAUUAAAACCUUUGAUAAAACAUACUCGAUUAAGUUCUAAGUUGAACUUCUAAUCUAACCAACUGGUAAUCAAACCGGAAAAGCAAAAAAAUCCUUACACAGAAUGGUCCAAACCUGUCAUCGUCACCUUCAUUAUUCUCUCAAAUGUAUAAUUUUAUUAUUAUUAGGCUCAUUAUUUUAUUGUCGGCAAAUC